GAGUAAUAUAGCGAGAGAGAGAUAGACAGAGAGUAAGAGAUUUCUACAAACAGUGAUGGAAACGUUGUUGUAUCUCACCCUGCUAAUCUCAGGGUUCUACACACCUUCCUCAUGCCUUCAUCAGUAUCACCUCAUUAGCAACAAUACGAACUGGACUGAUGCCCAGAGUUACUGUAGAGCACAUUACACUGAUCUGGCUACAGUAGAUGACAUGGAGGACCAGAACAGGCUGAUUACCAGUGUCAGUUUUGAUGAUUCGUUCUGGAUCGGACUGAAGAAGGGAGACUCAAUGAAGUGGCACUGGUCUCUGGCAGACAGACGUUUCUACAGAGAGGGGGAGACUGAGUUCAGAAACUGGGACACUGGGACGCCCCAAAAUGGUAACUGUGCUUUUAUGAGUACAGCUGGUCUGUGGAACAACACCUCCUGUGAUGACCAGCAUCACUUCCUCUGUUAUGAUGGAAAACAAGGAACCAACCAAACAUACGUCUUAAUUCAGGAGAACAAGGCCUGGAUAGAUGCUCAGAGUUACUGCAGACAGAAUCACACAGACCUGGUCAGUGUGAGGAACCAGACUGAGAACACAGAGAUAGAGAAUAAGAUAUCACUGAGUGGACUUCCUGUGUGGAUCGGUCUGUUUCUAGACUCCUGGAGAUGGUCAGACCAGAGUGACUCCUCAUUCAGAAACUGGUUGCCAGGAUGGCCUUCAACAGAUCAGGGAUACAACUGCACUCUGGUGUAUUCUAGUCUUUAUUAUGAUCAUUAUUAUUACUGGUAUCAUUCUAAAUGGAUAAAUCAUCCCUGUGGUCUCAACUAUCCUUUCAUCUGCUAUGGUCCUGCUGUGGAGACCACUGAGAAACCUCAACUGAAGAGACAUGUGGUGAGAAUGAAGAUGACCCCAAAGGAUCAACAUCUGAACAUCAGUGACCCUGCUGUUCAGGAAACCAUCUUACAAGAUAUAAGGAACAAGCUGAAGGAGCAGGGGUUACCUGCAGACACCAAAGUGACAUGGAAAAAGCAGCCUGAUGGGAAGGUCUUCCACAAGGAGGAAGAGGGGUCUCCCAAGAAAGAAGAGGAGGAGAAGAAGAUGAAGAGGAUGAUGACAAAGAGAGAACUCUAGUUAUGUAAAAUGUUCUCCUUUAAUUUCUAUUUUUUAGUUAUAUUAAUUCUCUGUACUGGGAUGUAUUUUUUCACCCUAAAUAAAUGUGUUUUAUU
Oncorhynchus mykiss (rainbow trout) is the source of this 1215-nucleotide messenger RNA. Its product is annotated as putative C-type lectin domain family 20 member A. Lineage: Eukaryota; Metazoa; Chordata; Actinopteri; Salmoniformes; Salmonidae. The record is from RefSeq and is a predicted model, not a curated record.